Molecule: messenger RNA, 957 nt
Organism: Camellia sinensis
Lineage: Eukaryota; Viridiplantae; Streptophyta; Magnoliopsida; Ericales; Theaceae
Source: RefSeq, a predicted model, not a curated record
UUUCUCUUGUUCUUUCAGUGUCUCUACGAUUAAUAUCAAUCGGUGGAAAAUGAAAGAGAACUUUUAACUCUCUCUCUCUCUCUCUCUCUCUCUCAGCAUCGUUUUUGUUUACAGCUUCAGAUCUGCUUACACCUACGUACAGCUCUCACUUCUCAAUUCCAGGUGUGUGGGCCGUACAAAUGGAGGUGAUAGUUAACCAAGCUUUGCUAUCUUGCGCCGGGGAUACUCUUGCUACUAUCCUAUUCGCCCUCGUUUUUGUCAAUAAAGUUUUGCUUUAUUCAGCUCAAUUUCAGGCCAUUGUUGGGCUUAACAUGCCCAAAGCCAAAGGACAGCAUAACAAUGAAAGCCAAUUGAAAGUGGUUGAUGCUGAGGAGGCAGAUGGAGAUGAAGACGAUGACGACAAUGAUAAUGGAGAUGGUGGCGUAGGAGAAGAUGAAGAUGAGCUGCCAUCAGGAGGAGGACACAGUGACAAUCCCAACAGCAGCAAUGGGAAUGCCAAAAAGGGGCCUGAAGAAGGCGCGGGUGGAGCAGGGGAAGAGAACGGGGAAGAGGAAGAUGAAGAGGAUGGUGAUGGCCAUGGGGACGGUGAUGAUGAGGAUGGCGAUGAAGAUGGUGAAGAUGAUGAUGAGGACGAGGACGGUGGGGAUGAGGAUGAGGAGGAAAUCGUAGAAGAAGAGGAACCCGCGGAGGAUGAGGAGGAGGAUGAAGAAGAAGAGGCACUCCAGCCUCCAAAGAAGAGGAAGAAGUGAAAGAAAAACUAGUGAUACUUUUUAACUGUGGACUUCUGGGUAUUUGAAUUUGCAACCUUGUCUAGCUUAUGAGGGAGAACUGGUUUUUUAACUUGUUUUUAUCAUCUUGGAUUUGAAGCUUUUUAGAUAAUGGAACUUUUAAGAGCAUCAAUUUGGUGGAUUGAGCUAACAAAAUCUACUUUCAUCACUUUGAUUCUCUAUUCUUUUC